This is a messenger RNA of Wyeomyia smithii (pitcher-plant mosquito), 3788 nucleotides long. RefSeq names its product cytochrome P450 9e2-like. The coding region runs from base 48 to 1646 and encodes 532 amino acids. Gene Ontology annotation, molecular function: oxidoreductase activity, acting on paired donors, with incorporation or reduction of molecular oxygen; iron ion binding; heme binding. The transcript is spliced from 4 exons. Lineage: Eukaryota; Metazoa; Arthropoda; Insecta; Diptera; Culicidae. The record is from RefSeq and is a predicted model, not a curated record.
AACCAACUUUUAACGAGAAAAAAACCCUUUAAGCGUUGCUAUACGAAAUGGACAUUAACCUCACCUAUCUGGUGGCACUGGGCGCAGUUCUGGUUGGUGUUUACUACUUUAUAACCCGAAAGAAGCACUACUUCCACCAUAAGCCAAUUCCAUCGAUGAGGUUUAAGCUACCACUAGGCAAUACGGCACCGCUGUACCUCCGACAGGGUUCAUUUGGUGGGUUCGUAGAAUCAAUUUACAAUCAAUUUCGUGGUGUCAAGGUAUUUGGAAUGUUCGACUUGAAUGAGCCGGUCUUUGUAUUGCGCGAUCCAGCACUGAUCAAACAGGUGGGAGUGAAGGAUUUCGACCACUUCACGGACCGUGUACCGGUAUUCGGUAAUACGGACCACGAUCAUCCAAAUCUGAUUAUAGGCAAGUCACUGUUCACGCUGACCGGUCAGAAGUGGAAGAGUAUGCGGUCCACGCUAAGUCCUGCAUUCACCGGCAGCAAAAUGCGUCAGAUGUUCAAUCUUGUGGUGGAAUGUAGUGAGAAUACAGCACAGCAUUUUUUGAAGAGGGCACAAUCUGGGACAACUUUGGAGUAUGAAAUGAGGGAUGUAUUUUCAAGGUUCGCUAACGAUGUCAUUGCAUCGUGCGCUUUCGGGAUUCAGGUGGAUUCGUUGCAAAACAAAAACAACGAUUUCUAUUUGAAUGGAAAAAAGAUGGUAGAUUUCAACCGGAUCAGUGUACUAUUCAGAUUCAUUGGAUACAGGCUUAUGCCUGGUGUGAUGGCACGGCUGGGGAUCGAUGCAAUCGAUGAAGAACAGAAUCGUUAUUUUUCUUCUUUGAUUCUAAGUGCUAUCCGAGAGCGUGAAGCGAAGGGGAUCGUUCGACAGGACAUGAUAAAUCUAUUGAUUCAAGCGAAGAAAGGUAUUCUAAAGCAUCAGCAGGAGAAGGAGCAGCACGAAGGUUUUGCCGCUGUGGAAGAAUCAAAUGUUGGUAAGGCUCAAAGCCUGAGUAGCCUGACUGACACGGAACUGGUGGCACAAUGUAUGGUCUUUUUCCUGGCCGGAUUUGACACGGUUUCAACGUGUUUACUUUUCACUACUUACGAGCUGACAUUGAAUCCACAAAUACAGAAUAAACUAUACGCUGAGGUCAUGCAAACGUACUUAUCCCUCGAGGGGAAGUCACUUACGUACGAUGCGAUGCAAAAAAUGAAAUACAUGGACAUGGUGGUCUCGGAAGCGCUUCGAAUGUGGCCACCGGUUCCUCAGCUCGAUCGGAUCUGUUUGAAGGAUUACACUCUGGAUUGCAAUGACAAUCUGAAGUUCACAAUCGAAAAAGGUUCAAUAAUAUGGUUACCGGUUCAAGGACUGCAUCGUGAUCCGGCAUACUAUCCGAAUCCAGACAAGUUUGACCCGGAGCGGUUUAGCGAGGAGCGAAAGGGCAGCAUAAAUGCCGGAGCAUAUUUGCCGUUUGGAAUCGGACCUCGAAACUGUAUUGGAUCUCGGCUCGCGCUGGCCGAGGUUAAGACCAUACUUUACUACAUGCUGCUCAACUUUUCGUUCGAACAAACUAGCAAGACUAAGGUACCGCUAGUCAUCACCAAAGGUGACAUUAUUCCAGAAGGUGGAGUCCAUUUGGAGUUUAGACCAAGAGGCUGAAAACGAGCCAGAGCAUCUGUUGUGUUGUGGAUUCGUGGUUCUUGACAUAUCACAUUUCUGUCAUCAUUUACUAUGCCAAUUUUAGGAAUGGUCUCCUGAAAGUUGGAAUUACUUUUAUUCAAUUUUUACAGAUGAACUACAGAUAAACAAACUACUAUCAAGAAUAGUCGGCGCACAUUCUUGAGAAAUAAGGCAUUAUUCGAUUUAUAUCUCAGGAUUACCUGAAAUCAUACCUGUGAGUUACGUUGGAGGAGGAUUCGAUCGAGCAAAGACGGGCAAAACAUGUGACAACCUAUCACAGUUCGAAAUGCCUUUUAUUGAUGAAAUAAAGUUAAAGUAAGAAAAUCUUAGUUUUAAACUUAAUUCCUCUCAAAACACUAACUAAAAAUAUCCAACCGGGAAUCAAAAGAAGUUUUUUUUUCAAUAGCAUUGAACUAUUUUGACUGUAAUAACAUUGGUUACUCAUCACCUAUUUAUCGCUAUUUCAAGUUCAUUGGAAAUAUACCCAUUUGUUUCUUCAAACACAAAAUAAAAUCACAGACAAAUACUAACCCAUUCACCUGUAAAACGAUUCAAACUAUUGCAACUCUAACAAUUAUCUGUGCCCGCUCUGUGUGUCUUGUAUUUCCCCACCCAGGGAUGUACCACUUCACAUGCAGAACACUUCAAUUGUUAGCUGGUUUUUGCAAUUCAACUGUUGCUGCGGUUGGAAUUUGGGUCCAUUUUUGUCUGCACCAAAGCGGUGCAUUUUUCAUUUUCUUCUCCCAGCGGAUACAGUGGAGAAUUAGCUGCACACCAAAGCUGUCUGCUGGUAUGCUGAAAAUUGGUUCAACAUAUUGCUGCAUAGUGCGGUGUACUUAAUCGUCCGCGGAGUUGGCCAAUAAUGGCCAUUCAUUCAUUUCGGUCGUUUUCAGUAAAAUGAUCGCUUAUAAUAAACGCCGGCUGUUGAAAAUGACUAUUGUUGCCGGGUCAACAGGGCGUAAAAUAGGAAGCUGAUGCAGCAGCUAAAGUGGACUUUCCAGUAGUUUUGCGAAAGCAAAUUGUGACUAACCCGGUUGUAACUUAUUAUUUAUUUUUCUAAUUUUUCAUAAAAGAAAAAGGGAUUUAUAUUUCCUAGUGCGAUCUGAAAAAUGUUGUUAUUAUGAUUCAAAAACACAGAUGACAUAAUUUAUAUAGCUCUAUCAACGUCAGUUUAUCAUUUUUCGCCUAAAACGAAUAAAAUAACAAUAAAGCCACUUUCACUUGCGAAGUAGUUUUCUCACCAUAAAUUAUUUGCUCGCAAUUGUGUUUUUUUGUUGUUGGGCAAACAGUAGUUGCAUUCUCCGUGUUGUGGCAUCAAGUAGCCUAUGCUAGUGGAAUGCAAAUUGUCACACAGGCCCUGUCAUGACAGCCGAAUCCACAGCAGACUACCGCAAACAAAUCGAUGAGCUGGAAUGUUCACUAGAGGAUAUGCAGCUAACCGAGCAGGAAGCCAAUCUAGCUUUGGAGAGUCUGGAAUCGAAGAUUACGGCCCGUCGCUCUCGGAAUCCUCUGGAACCGAUCCCGUUCGAGCUGUUUGCGGAUUUUUGCCAUGACUGGACUGAGAAGUGCAAAAUGGCCACGGAAACGGUACGCUUUCAGUUGCGCAAGGCCGCCGUUGAAAUGAAGGUUAAACAGGAGCUGGUCGUGGAAAAGCAGCAGAUCGCUGGAAGCGAUAGCAUCGUCGUAGAUCAUGAAGCGCUGAUCAUCCAGCAGAAGGAUAACGAGAUCGAACUAAAGAAUGUCAGCAAAACGAACUACGAGCUGAAGCUUCUUGAGGGAGUUGUAAAACGAGAAAUUACCAGGGAGAAGAUCAAGCUGAGCGAGACGAUAAAGCAGUAUGGACAGAUCGGUGAGGACUGCUCUCGGCUAGAGCGGAAUUUGAGUCAGUUGGAGCAGAAAAUUGAACAAACUGAAGCGGAGAUAGCCGAGCUGGAAGCAAUCAACGACGAGUUGAGAAGGAAGGCGGAAUUGUAUCGAGCUCCGAACAUUCUCGACAUCGCUCAUAAGAUCGACGAAUUGGAGCGGGCUGAACGGGAGAUUGUCAGCACGGUUAAAGGUAAAUUGGCAAAAAUGAGCGAAAAGAGAAAAUAAAAAACAACACGUUUAACGAGAUAUUGCUAU